Lotus japonicus is the source of this 2400-nucleotide messenger RNA. Its product is annotated as disease resistance protein Roq1-like. Bases 1045 to 2325 code for a protein of 426 amino acids. The transcript is spliced from 5 exons. The record is from RefSeq and is a predicted model, not a curated record. Gene Ontology annotation, biological process: signal transduction; defense response. Lineage: Eukaryota; Viridiplantae; Streptophyta; Magnoliopsida; Fabales; Fabaceae. Gene Ontology annotation, molecular function: ADP binding.
UUCUUAUUUUUUUCAAUCUUCCAUCUCCGCUGAAGUCUGAAGACGUGCGCACGAUGUCUGAUUGCGCCGAUCUAUCGCCCAACAGCAACCAGUGAGACAGUAAGUCCUGAUCUACCAACUCAUCAAUCCGACCCCUCCAUCUAUGAAUGAACCCACGACUUCUGGAGUUAUAGAUCAGGUAAGUCUUUAUGUCAGUUCUCCACAUGUAUGAGAGUUUUGGCUGGUGGAGACAGGCAGAUUACCUGAAAGUGCACGUUGCUGAGAGUUGGAAUGAAAUGCAUCAUUUGCUCAUCAUGGAAGAAAUGCAUUUUACUUGUGGAUUCAAUCAUGGAUGGCUUCUCUAUAAUUACCGUGCAAAGCCCAGUUACCAUAAUUUGAGGAGGAUGGUCAUUAUUUAUUAUCUCUUUGUAAAGUUGCAGUUCAAAUGUUCAAUAUGUGCCUUUGGGGAAAAACAAAGCAUCUCUUUAAAAUGAUCAAUUACCAUAUUAAAUUUACAUUAUAUUUAUACAAAUGUAUUGCGCGGGCCGUAGUCUAGUUAAUUUUAUUGAAAAAAUAAUAAUACACUCACACACUUGGCUUUUGUCAGUGUCAAAUUGCACGCUCAAAACAACACCACACUUAUCUCAACUCCUCACCAAGAGCUCGCUGGAGCCUCUCUAUUUUUCUUCACUCGAACUCUGUUUCUUUUCCUCACUACUCGUUGGUAUGUAUGUAUUGAAACCAUGAUACAAACUUCCAAUUUAUACUAGCUAAGGUCGGUUGGAUCUGCACAAGAUACGGCUAAUAUAUAUCAUCAAGAAACAACUAGAUAACUUAACCGUGUAUAGCUAGUUGCUUUUCAAAAAAAAACCGUGUAUAGCUAGUCAAACUUGAUCGUGAAUAAAAUGAUGCGAGAAAAUCAGACAAUCAAUGUGAACACUUUGAUCGGCUAGGCUGUGUGAUCAUAUCAUAUAUGACAAUCCAAGAAACUUCCAGCUGCUAAUUGAUUCCUAUUUAAUGUUCUAGUUUCCUGAUCAAAGCAAGCUAGGGUCCGAGCGUACUCGCAUGGCAGAAGAGUUGAAGAGUUUGAAUUACGAUGUUUUCCUCAGUUUUAGGGGUGAGGAUACAAGGCAUACAUUAAUAAAAGAUCUUCGCGAAAAGCUGAAGCGGAAGGGCAUCAGAGUUUUCAUUGAUGAUGAUAUGCUGAAGCUAGGGGAUGUUAUUUCACCAUCUCUUUACGGAGCCAUUGAAGAAUCCACAGUUUUAGUCGUCGUGCUUUCUGAGAAUUAUGCAUCUUCCACAUGGUGCCUAAAAGAGCUUGUCAAAAUCAUGCAAUGUUUAAAGGAAGGAAAUCGUCGUCAACAAUUUGUUUUCCCCAUUUUUUACUAUGUUGAUCCUUCCCAUGUACAACAUCAGACAGAGAAAUACGGUGAAGCAAUGGUUGCACAUGAGAAUAGACUUGGCAAGAACUCUGACCAAGUUCGACAAUGGAGAUCAGCUUUGAGGGAAGUAUCUCAAUUAGCAGGGCUCCAUAUCAGUACCGGGAACGAAAUCAACAUUGUUGAAGAGAUUGUUAAGAAGGUAAAGAUAAUUUCUAAACCUUUUCAUGGUAAGGACCCAGUUGGAUUUGAGCAACGCAUAGAAGAGGUAAAUUCACUUCUAGAAAUGAAUCUUGAUGAUGAUGAUGAUGAUGAUAAUACUUCUGUAUGCAUGUUGGGUAUAUACGGACUUAAAGGAAUUGGGAAAACUGAAUUUGCAAAAGCGUUAUAUAGCAAGAUUAGGCACAAAUUUGAAGCUGAAAGUUUUAUUGCCAAUGUUGGAGAGAAGUCAAAGCAAGCCAAUGGCAUGGAAGAGCUACAAAAGACGCUUAUGUCAAACAUGGGGGAAAAGUCAGAAACUGAGUUGGAUAGUAAAAGUAGAAGAAUUGAAAUACAAAGCAGGCUUGGCAAGAAAAAAAUUCUUUUGGUUCUUGAUGAUGUCGACCACAUAGAACAGUUGAAUAACUUGGCAGGUGGGUAUGAUUGGUUUGGUUCAGGUAGCAGGAUCAUUAUAACAACAAGGGAUGAAGAUAUGCUACAUCAUCAUGGAGUUAAAAAAACUUACAAGAUGGCGGAACUAGAUGAUCAACCAUCUCUUGAGUUGUUCUGUCAAAAUGCUUUUGGAAAGAGCCAUCCCAAAACAGGUUAUGGAUAUUUAUCUCAUCGUGCAGUAAAUUAUGCCAAGGGUCUUCCAUUAGCUUUAAAAGCUUUAGGCUCUCAUUUGGCCACCGAAGAUGAUUUAGAAUAUUGGGAGUGUACAUUAGAAGAAUACAAGACAAAUCCAAAUCUGGUUUUUUUUCCCAUAUAGUGCACAUUUCAAAUUAAUUACAGACAUGGAGUAACUUUUAUUUUAUUUAUCAACUUAUAUCACCACUAGCAUCAA